UCUAUCACGGGGACUUAGACAUUUACCUUCACAUACAUUAGAUUGGAGAAACUCUUGGUGAUGUACUGACGAAGCAGCCCACAAGAAGAAAGAAAAGAAAAGAAAAGCAGAAGAGGAAAUCCCAAUUCAAGUACUCAUAAAGAUCCAUCAAACCUGGCAUGUUUGAUCUCCUGGAGUUAAUUUAGAACUUAAUUGGACUUCUGUUGUAUAUCUGUUUUGCUCAUAAGUAAGCUAACUUGGGAAAUGGGCAUAUACCUCAGCACGCCUAAAACUGAAAAGUUUUCGGAAGAUGGCGAGAAUGGCAAACUAAGGUUUGGAUUGUCCUCCAUGCAAGGAUGGCGUGCUAGCAUGGAAGAUGCCCAUGCAGCAUUUCCUGAUCUAGACAAUUCGACAUCCUUCUUUGGUGUAUAUGAUGGUCAUGGAGGUAAAGUAGUUGCAAAGUUUUGUGCUAAAUACCUCCACCAGCAGGUGCUCAAGCAGGAAGCUUACUCAGCUGGAGACUUGGGCACUUCCGUUCAGAAAUCUUUUUUCAGAAUGGAUGAGAUGAUGCGCGGACAAAGAGGUUGGAGAGAGUUGGCAGUAUUGGGGGAUAAAAUUAACAAGUUCACUGGAAUGAUAGAAGGGUUGAUAUGGUCUCCUCGGGGUGAAGCUAAUGACCAAAUAGAUGAUUGGGCUUUUGAGGAGGGUCCCCAUUCAGAUUUUUCGGGUCCAACUUCUGGAAGCACAGCGUGCGUUGCAAUAAUUCGAAAUAACCAACUUGUAGUUGCUAAUGCCGGCGAUUCUCGGUGUGUGAUAUCUAGGAAGGGUCAGGCAUACAAUUUGUCUAGAGAUCACAAGCCUGAACUUGAGGUGGAGAAAGAAAGGAUUUUAAAAGCUGGAGGUUUCAUCCAUGCCGGGCGUGUCAAUGGAAGCUUAAAUUUAGCAAGAGCAAUCGGUGAUAUGGAGUUCAAGCAGAACAAGUAUUUGCCUGCAGAAAAGCAAAUAGUAACUGCCAGUCCAGACAUAAACACAGUUGAGCUUUGUGAUGAUGAUGAUUUUAUGGUGCUGGCCUGUGAUGGUAUCUGGGAUUGUAUGUCUAGCCAGCAGCUUGUUGAUUUCAUUCAUGAGCAGUUAAACUCUGAAUCUAAGCUCUCAGUGGUUUGUGAAAGAGUGCUCGACAGAUGUUUGGCACCAUCAACAGCUGGUGGUGAGGGAUGUGACAAUAUGACCAUGAUUUUGGUACAGUUCAAAAAACCUAUUCUCAACUCUGGAAGUUCGUCCGCGGAGGUACCAGCAUCACCACCUGAAGUUGCUGCGAAGGAAUCGAACCCAGCAGAGGCUGAGUCAAACUAGUUUGAAGUGGUCUGUCUCUUGCUCUCUUCAUAUACUGAUCGACCUCGUGAAAAGAAUCAUGCUAAAUCUUGAAAAACUUACUUGGAUGCUGAUAUCUGUAUAUGUAGAUUAUUGGUUUAGUGCAGGUGUACAUUAGCAUUAGCUUUAUAAAUAUUUGCUUUGGUUGUGUUUCAUGAUUUGAUUUGCUUAGAAUCGCUUAUCUAUAGGAUCAUGUUGUUUUGAAAUUAAGUGUACAGAUGCUUGGAACUCAUCCCCAGAUUGUUUAAGAAAAUGAGAUUGUUGCGUGCAAAA
Messenger RNA from Papaver somniferum (opium poppy), 1623 nucleotides. RefSeq names its product probable protein phosphatase 2C 60. Lineage: Eukaryota; Viridiplantae; Streptophyta; Magnoliopsida; Ranunculales; Papaveraceae. Gene Ontology annotation, molecular function: cation binding; protein serine/threonine phosphatase activity. The transcript is spliced from 13 exons. The coding region runs from base 244 to 1332 and encodes 362 amino acids. The record is from RefSeq and is a predicted model, not a curated record. Gene Ontology annotation, biological process: protein dephosphorylation.